Messenger RNA from Oryzias melastigma (Indian medaka), 1949 nucleotides. RefSeq names its product glycerophosphodiester phosphodiesterase domain containing 3a (gene gdpd3a). The record is from RefSeq and is a predicted model, not a curated record. The transcript has 10 exons. Gene Ontology annotation, cellular component: endoplasmic reticulum membrane. Lineage: Eukaryota; Metazoa; Chordata; Actinopteri; Beloniformes; Adrianichthyidae. Gene Ontology annotation, biological process: glycerophospholipid catabolic process. Gene Ontology annotation, molecular function: phosphatidylcholine lysophospholipase A1 activity; phosphoric diester hydrolase activity. The coding region runs from base 31 to 1011 and encodes 326 amino acids.
GAGAUUCCCUGGAUUUGAUUGCAGGACAGGAUGAGUCUUCUAUAUGUUCUCCUCCCGGUGUUGGGAGGAUAUACCUUCACCUCGCUGUACCUGCUGAAGAACCCACACAUUCUGCACAAAAAGAAACGCAGCGCUUUCUACUGCACUCACAUCUCACACAGAGGAGGAUGUGGAGAGCGGAUAGAGAGCACCAUAGAGGCGUUUGAAAACGCGGUGAUGCAGGGCACGGAGAUGCUGGAGAUGGACUGUCACCUGACCCGCGAUGAGUAUGUGGUCGUUUCCCAUGACGAGAACCUGCUGAGGCAGACAGGCCAAGAUGUCAACAUCUCCUCCCUCGAUUUCCAGGAUUUGCCUCUUUACAAGGAGAGAAUGGAGGUGUUGUUUUAUGAAGGUCAUUACAGUACUGGUACGGACAGGAAGAUCGCUCUGCUGGAGGAUGUGUUCAGGAAGUUUCCAGAACUUCCUGUGAGCAUUGAAAUCAAAGAGAACAACAAGAGGCUGAUGCAGAAGGUGUCCGACCUGGUGAAAAGCUACGACAGGGAGGGAACCACUGUGUGGGCCUCUAUGGACAACACAAUCAUGAGGGAAUGUCGCAGAACCAAUGCGUCUAUGCCGUACAGUUUUUCCAUGUUGAGAGGCGUGCUGGUUCUGCUGCUCUUCUACACCGGCCUGCUGCCUUUUGUGCCGUUGGGGGAGAGUUUACUGCAAUUCUACCUGCCGCGCAUCAUGAACAGGACGUAUUUUCCAGGGGGAAUCCUGGCAAACAGGCUGGUUGUGUCUUUGUUGGAAAAAGUAACUAUGAGGAGAAGUCUUUUUAAACACCUAGCAGCUCGUGGAAUACAGGUGCAUUUAUUUGUUUGCAAUGAAGAGGAAGACAUAAAGGCUGCAAUUGAAGUCGGAGCAACUGGAGUGAUGACUGACUACCCAACUCUUCUGACGACCUACUUGUGCAAAAACAAGUUUGGAUUGAUCCCGCUCUCCCCGCCGAGCGUCACCGCAGAUGAUCAAUAAUAAAACAGUUUUCAGAUGAACGGGGCCUGGAUAAACAGUGAAGACGGCAAACAGAGGGAAAUGUGAGGUUUUGGAAAUCGACCGGGACAAGAUUAAUUGAGGUUAAAGCUAUUAGACAUAAAUGUUGUGAAAACAACGCCACCAUUCAACUCUUCAAUCUGCUGACAGAACAAGUUGUGAUGAAGUCAACAGAUUGCUUGAACUCUGGUAAACAGUCAAAGAAAGACUGUCUGAUCAAACUGUCUCACAUUACAGGAGUGAAUAUUUAACCAGCUGGGUCAUGUGAUGGGACAAACCCGAUCAGAGGCUAGAAAUGAGACUUUUGUUUUGACCUCUCUCAGUAAGAAGUGCAUGUAAAAAAAUAAAUGAUCACAAGAAAAUUAUCUAGAAUUUUCUUGGACUUUCAUCCUACUUUGUUGUCCUGAUGUAAAAAGACGAGUGUGGGUUGUGAAGUGAAAGUAAAAAUUCAAAAAAUGGCUAUAACAUUGUGAAAUUAAGCAUCAAAACAGCAAUUAUUUAAAUGUAUGAACAUUAAACGACUGUUGAUACCAGGUGAGUGCUUCAGAGGGGGAUUUUCCAAAGACAAUCAUCGCCUACAUUUAAAGAGAGGAGUCGGAAAAAGGGAAAAUCUCUUAUAUCCGGCCUCUCUUAGGGGUCAAAAGGCAAAAGCACGAAGAAUAGUCAACAACUUGUAAUCAUGGAUCCACGCCGCCUUGUAUUGACUCAUUUGAAAGUCCUCCCCGUUCUGAUGCUUCCCAUACCAUAACAAAAUGUCAGGCAGUGUUUUUGCUGCCGUGUGAGUCACCCCUAAUUUCCUUUGCAAAAACAAAACAAAGCUGGAGUCGAAUGUCACCCGUCCGAAAGGUAAAAGCUUAACAGAAGUCAAUUUUUGAAGCAACUUUUGGGGUUUGUUUCAAUUAAAAAAUGAGAAAAGUUUG